Messenger RNA from Linum tenue, 1558 nucleotides. Lineage: Eukaryota; Viridiplantae; Streptophyta; Magnoliopsida; Malpighiales; Linaceae. The record is from the annotation of a GenBank genome assembly.
CGGGCACACAAUCCGGUUGUUAUCUCAUUUCCAGUCCAUGGCCGAUGGCAAAGGCGCCAAGUCCGUCGCCGUCGCCGCCGAUAGAUUGAAGCGGGAGGAUUGUAAUCGGAAAAAGCACGAUCCCGACUUCUCCAAAUGGCAGGUUCUCAUCGGGCCAUCUGAUUGGGCAGACUAUUCAGUCGGGAAGGAAGGAGCUGCGAGAUACAGAGUUCACAAUCUCCCUUCCACUUCUUCCGCCGGAGUUUACGAGCUGGGGAUCUCCGUCCGCCGAUCCGAUUCGGGUCGAGAACUCGGGAAGCAAGAGAUAGUGGUGGUUUACCUCGGGCAAGCUGAAAAUGUCAGGACCCGACUCCAGCGGUACGGGCGAACGGGCGCCCAUUUGGGAAGCAGUUACUCAACCGGUCACUGGGACGAAUUCAAGACCGACCCUCUUCACAAAAGCGCCGGCUUGUUUGAGGAGAUCUUCUCCAGAGGCCACUCCAUUGUCUUCAGAUGGGCUGCUAUGAAGGACAAAAGGGCUGCUGAGAAGACAGAGUCACAGCUGCUCGAAACAUUCGAUUACGCUUGGAAUCGUGGCGGAAAUGGGGCUCGUAGACCGGGCGACAUCCUCCAGAAACUUGACCGCAUUGCUUCUGCAACAGCAGCUAGUUCCAGGCUGAGAGAAAUUUCCAAGAAGCUAAUGUUGUCUUUAGGCCAAGGUGCUGCUGUGGGAAUCAAGAUUGAAGCAAGCAGCAAGCCAGUUUCACCACACAAAUCCGAAACAGGCGAAGGCAACGACAGCAAAAACUUCCUCCACAGGGUCUUCAACUUUAACAAGUCACGGCCCAGAUUGGUUUCAGACAUCAAAUGUGGAGCAACAGAAGAGGAGAGCUCUUCUGCUAGUAAUGUCUGUGGGUUCAUUAUGGCUGAUGGCAUUCCCUGCAGAAGCUCACCAGUUGCUGGAAGAAAGAGAUGCGAGCAACACAAAGGGAUGAGAAUCUAUGGUUCACAUAAUGUGAAAUCAAGUAAAGCAACCGAGAGCAAUCGGUCUCAGGGCUGGGAACAUAGCUUAUCUGUUACCAAAUGUGGAGCAACUUUGGUGAAUGGUUCGUUGUGUAGCAGGCGGGUGGGACAAGGGAAUGAAAGGUACUGUUGGCAGCAUCAGGAGAAGAGGGUUGGUGAUUGUGAUGCUGGUGAAGUUCCCAGGUUGUCUGGCGAGGAGGGUUCAUUGUUGAAGUCUGAGUUGCAGGCUGCGGUGGUCACUUGUGGUGUUCGGUUGCUGGAUGGUUCAGCCUGUAGUAGAGUUCCUGUUGCUGGAAGGAAGAGAUGUUUGCAGCACAAGGGGAUGAGAGUAAAUUGAGUGAUCACCAAGAGUUUGGCGAUGUGCAACGAGGUUGUGUUGUAUUUUCUUAUAGUAAGAUGACUCUUGUCAUUUGUCAUCGGUUGAUUUGAUGGGUUGUUGUAGGUUUUUCUAGUUACAUUGAGAGGCCCAUUGAUUUGCCUUGUGAGUCAAGAUAAGUUUUCAAUGUGAGUUGUGAGACCUCAAAAUUAAGGGGUAAUUUAUAAGUGUCAAUUAAGG